Messenger RNA from Plasmodium gonderi, 1641 nucleotides. Its product is annotated as variable surface protein. The record is from RefSeq and is a predicted model, not a curated record. The coding region runs from base 1 to 1641 and encodes 546 amino acids. NCBI's taxonomy places the organism in Eukaryota, Apicomplexa, Aconoidasida, Haemosporida, Plasmodiidae. The transcript is spliced from 2 exons.
AUGACUGAAGUAGUUUUUGAAGUUUCCUCAGAUUAUGAUUCUUUGGGUAACAGUGCCUGUUUAUUAAUAUAUUAUAAUACAAAAGCUGAAAUUAAUAAGAAAAUUGAUGAUUUAGGGAAGUUAGAGGAUGGUAAUCUCAUUUCAGAAAAGUGUUCUGAAAUAGAUAAAUAUUUAGAAGAAGAACAAUUAAAAAACAGUUUUUGUUUUAAGGAUAGUUUCAUAUCACAUUUUGUGGAUAUUAAAGAUAAAAUAAGGAAUUUAUUAGAAACAUCUAAUAAAUAUUCUAAAUGCUUUAUAAAAUUAACAUCUAGCAACAAAAGACACAGUGAAUUAAAAAAUACAUUAUAUGAUGUUCGCGAAGAGGACGGAACGGAGUUGGAUGUAGAAAAAGGAAAUUCUAGAACAAAGAUCAAAUCUGUAGAAAGUUCAAAUGAACAAGUAUUGGAAAGAGAUAACUAUUCAGCAAAAACAGAAUCUGAAGAUACAAAACAAGAGUAUGAUAAUGAAUCUAGAUUAAGCAGCACACAAAUUACUUCAGAAUCCUCCUCAGGAGCUAAUUUACUUGUUAAUGAUCAUGAUUCUACUCGGUCAGAAGGAACGUAUGAAAAGGCUCGUUCUGCUGACCUUAGCCAAAACAAUGGUUCUUUACACGACAACCAUCCCCAUGGACAGUCAAAAGCUGAACGAGAUGAAGCGCAACCGAGUGUUCCGUCUUCACGAAACAUUUCUUUUCAUGAUCCACUAUAUGUACCCAACUCUAAACCUAAUAAAAACAGAAUUGGUAUUUUUAGUGCGUCAUUUUCCCAUGAUGGUACUAAAUGUGAAAAUAUGAAUAAUACAAACUCAAAAAGUGACGAUGAAGAAAUCAUUAUCAUUAAGCUCCGUAACUGUGAAAGUAAUGAUGUUGAAUAUGAAUUUGUUGAUGCCAUAAAUAAUAAAACUCAUAUGAGUGCUUCUCCAAAUGUACAUGUGUCACAAAAUAUUCCAUAUACCCAGGAAAUUAAAUUAGCUGUUUCACCUUCUUUUGAAGAGCCAUUAACUCGUAAUCAUACAUCUCCUGAUGAAGUGGCAAAUGGUGAACAAUCAAGAAGUUGUGAAGAACAUUUAUGUAGAGAAGGAACAGAAGGAACGGGAAAUCUUCAAGAUACAUCUAGUUUAAUAAAAAAACCUUGUUGUAAGUAUCCCAAAACUCUACAAGCACAGAAAGAAGCAACAGAAAAUUCACAACCUAAUAGCAUUUGUAAUGAGAGCAGUUGCAAAGAAUCAUAUAUAAACCAAGAGGACGGUCGAAAUCAUCAGACUAAAGAAGUAGGUACAAAAGUAAAAACAAGCACUCAGGACAUUUCCAGUAACGAUUCAAGAAAUGGAGUAUAUAUUAUGGAAGAUUCGAUAUUAGUAACAACAGAAACAUCUCAUGAAAUAUUUUCCAUAAGAAUGUAUAUAGUAAUUACUACAAUAAUUGUUGCCGGAAUUCUGUUAUUUUUCCUGAUAAAAAAGAAAUUGAAAAAAAAUUGGAACGAAUAUUAUCAGGAACAGCAAAUUUUGAAGAAAAAGUUAUCCUUAUGCCGUAUAGCUAUUCAUAAUGUGAAGAAUGUAAAAAUACGUAAGAAAUAUGAAGAAAGCAUUGAUAAACAUAAAUAA